This is a messenger RNA of Phalaenopsis equestris, 1974 nucleotides long. RefSeq names its product tRNA pseudouridine(38/39) synthase. The record is from RefSeq and is a predicted model, not a curated record. The transcript has 17 exons. Bases 104 to 1555 code for a protein of 483 amino acids. Lineage: Eukaryota; Viridiplantae; Streptophyta; Magnoliopsida; Asparagales; Orchidaceae. Gene Ontology annotation, molecular function: RNA binding; pseudouridine synthase activity. Gene Ontology annotation, biological process: mRNA pseudouridine synthesis; tRNA pseudouridine synthesis. Gene Ontology annotation, cellular component: cytoplasm; nucleus.
GAACAUAUUUCACUAAACCCUAAUUCGUAUAUUCUCGUUUUGCCGUUGGUACUGCACGCUCCAUAGUCCAUUAGGGUUCCGGCUCGGGUUGCUACGUGCUGCAAUGGCUACGAAUAUAGGCAGCGGCUGCGGCCAGGCGGCGAUGUUCUGUCCGAUGGAGUCAUCGUCCACCGAAAAUGAUCUAACCGACGCACUCCGUCAGCAGCUGAACUUUCUGGCAGUGCGAAUCGAGGAAUUACAGCGGGAGAAUGAUAACUUAACGGCCCGGAUCUCAAGAUGUCAAUGCUCUGAGGUUAAGGAGGCAGAGCCUACUGCUCAUUCUUUUGCAAAAUCUGAAGGAGCCUGCCUAAGUAUACAACAAGAUAGCGAAUUGUCAGUAUGUGAAUCAAAUACCAACACCUUACACUCUAAUAAUCUUUCUGACGUUUUGCAUAAGGAAGACAAGCAUAGUUUGAAUGUUGAGAGGUUUUCCAAUUGCACGAGCCUUGAGCAAGCAAAUCCAUCAGGUCAAUAUAUUACCACGCAUGAAUGUGCCAGAAGAUAUGUUGCUCUGAAAAUCAUUUAUUUUGGCCAAAGGUUUUACGGUUUUGCUUCACAGACACAAAUGGAACCAACUGUUGAGUCAGAAAUUUUCAAAGCACUUGAAAGGACAAAGCUAUUGAUAGGAACAAGGCCAAACUCACAUUAUUCAAGGUGUGGUAGGACAGACAAGGGGGUUUCUGCAACUGGCCAAGUUAUUUCUUUGUAUCUACGGUCAAACGGAAAAGAAGUCGAAGGAGGGGAGGAAAUUAAUUAUGUUAUGGUGCUAAACAGAGUUCUUCCAAAAGAUAUUCGUGUAAUAGGAUGGGCUCCUAUUUCAUUAGAAUUUAGUGCAAGGUUUAGCUGCCUAAGCAGAGAGUAUGUGUAUCUUUUCUGGAGAGGGUCUAUGGAUAUAUCAGUUAUGCAGAAAGCUGCCCAAAAGUUCAUUGGGGAACAUGACUUCAGAAAUUUUUGUAAAAUGGAUGCUGUAAAUGUGAAAAACUAUAGGAGACAUAUCACAGAAUUUGCUAUAUCUCCUUGCAACAAGUGGUCAAAUGAUGAUAAGCUAUGGGCCAUAACAAUCAAGGGCAGUGCCUUUCUAUGGCAUCAAGUGCGUUGCAUGGUCUCCAUUUUAUUUAUGAUUGGAGAAGGACUUGAGUCCCCAAAUAUAAUUAAUGUUUUACUGGAUAUCCACAAGACUCCCAGAAAACCACAGUACAACAUGGCAUCCGAGCUUCCCUUAAUGCUUCAUUGUUGUGAAUUUAAAGGUGUCAACCUUAUAUGCUCGUCAGCAGAUGCCAGACGAAAUUUGCAGGAACAUUUCACCAAUGAAUUAAAAACUCAUCUUCUUCAAGCUGCCAUAAUAGAAGAGGCGCUCCAUUGCUUGCAGACUACAGGUGUUGAAGAAACUACAAUGGUACAUUGUAAGAAGAAAAAGGGGCACAUUUCUCUUAUGCUGAGACCAACAGAACCGUCUUUCGAGGAAAGAAGAGCCAAGUUGGCCAUUAAAGCUGCUUAUAGUAGUUCAGUUUUCUGAACUUGCUUUCGACAUAAGCCAAGUUGCGUCGUAUAUGAUCUUCCUUGGUUGAUCAUUCCAUGAAGGUGAAACAAAUAAAGUUGAACUUCUUCCAUAUGAGAGUUGAGACACGGUAGGAGAAUGAUGACUAGCAAGCCCUAUCAUCUUCCCAAGUGUGUUCAUCUUUUAGCUAUUCCAAGCAAUAUGUAUGCCCCACUUAGUGGGAUCAAGGCUUUGUUGUUGUUGUUGUUGUUGUUGUUGUUGUUGUGUUGUUGUAUUCCAAGCAAUAUGUAUGUGUAACAUCCGAUGUACCUUAAAGUCUAUUAUAUAAAUCAUACUUUGCAAAUGGGGAGUGAUUGUAGUCUCCCCUUCAAUACAUUGGUUUUUAUGUAUUUGGUAUAAAAGAAGACUAAAUUAUGAAGUUUUCAUUACUUUUUGUU